UAGAGAGGUGGAAGACUUUUCGACUCCGUGUGUGACUUCCACGAGUUACAUUUUGUAUUUUAAACCGGUUUUAAACGUGACGACUCGCUGAACACAUAUAAAAAAAUAUACGGACAUGUGUUAAUUUAGCGCUACUGGCAGUUUUUCCCCCCGUAAUUGCGUGUGAGUCAUUUUUUAACGAGCGUUUUUGAGAACUAACGUCCCGGGAGACAGCUCAACUGUGGGCUGGCGACCUUAUGUGGAUUUUACAGAAAAUAUGGAGCAGCUUCCCGGUGUCUCCUCGGUGAAAUCCCUAGUCGUGGUCUUCUGUUUCAUUCACCUCUCUCUGGCGCUGCAGUGUUUGAACGAUAAGGAACCUUGUGUGAACAACGCUACAUGUCUGACCUUCAGAAAUGGAACCGAAUACUGCAGGUGUGCAGCAGGGUAUCUGGGGGAGUACUGCCAUCAUAAGGACCCCUGUCAACCUGGCUCCUGCCUGAAUGGAGGGAACUGCUCUGUGUCCAUGUCAGCCGGUGUUCCUGUCCCAAACAGCGCUACCUGCUCCUGCCCUCUCGGCUACACCGGAUCACACUGCCAAACUCCCCAAAACUCCACAUGUUACCCCAAAAACCCCUGUGCCAACAAGGGGGUCUGCACCCUGCUGUCCCUCGACAAAUACAAGUGCGAGUGUGCCAGAGGAUGGACAGGAGCGCAGUGCGAGCAUGAGGACAGCUGUCUCUCCAGUCCCUGUGCCAACGGUGGACUGUGUAGCUCUCCGUCUGCUGGGAGCUACGCAUGCUCCUGUCCUCCUGGCUACUCCGGUCCCCGCUGCCUCAACGACACAAACGAAUGUGCAGCCACACCCUCUAUAUGCCAGAACGAAGGAGUAUGCUUCAACAUCCCUGGCUCCUACAAGUGUACCUGCACACCAGGGUUUACAGGCAGACACUGUGAGAGCUCCUACAUCCCCUGCUCCCCCUCACCAUGCCUGAAUGGAGGCACCUGCCACCAGAACUCUGACAUCAGCUACUCCUGCCACUGCCUUCCAGGUUUCAACGGGACUAACUGUGAGAACAACAUCGACGACUGCCCCGGUCAUCAGUGUGCCAACGGGAACUGUAUGGACGGGGUCAACACCUACAACUGCCAGUGCCCUCCAGAGUGGACCGGUCAGCACUGCACAGAAGAUGUGGAUGAGUGUUGUCUGCAGCCAAACACUUGCCAGAACGGAGGAACCUGCAGCAACCUGUUUGGCAGCUACGUGUGUGUGUGUGUAAACGGCUGGAGUGGACCCGACUGCUCGGAAAACAUCGACGACUGCGCUACAGCUUCGUGCACCCCGGGCUCCACGUGCAUCGACCGCGUGGCGUCUUUCAUCUGUCUCUGCCCCUACGGAAAGACAGGUCUGCUUUGCCACAGAGAUGACGCCUGCAUCAGUAACCCGUGCCGAGAGGGAUCUCAGUGUGACACCAACCCCAUCAGUGGCAUGUUCAACUGCAACUGUCCACCAGGAUACGUUGGCAACACCUGCAACAGCGACCGUGACGAAUGCAGCAUCGGCACCAACCCUUGUGAGCACGGUGGUCAAUGUGUGAACACAGACGGCUCCUUCACAUGUAAUUGUGUUAGAGGCUACGCCGGGCCACGCUGUGAGCAAGAUGUCAAUGAGUGUGCUUCAAACCCCUGCCAGAACGACGGCACGUGUCUGGAUCGAAUUGGGGACUACUGCUGCAUCUGCAUGCCCGGAUUUGAGGGGAUCCACUGUGAGAUUGAGGUGGAUGAGUGCCUCAGCUCACCCUGUCUGAACCAGGGGAAAUGUCUGGACCAGGUCAGCCGCUUCGUCUGCGAGUGCCCAGCAGGCUUCAGCGGUGAAAUGUGCCAGAUAGACAUAGAUGAGUGUUCCAGCACACCCUGUUUAAACGGAGCCAAGUGUAUCGACAGACCCAACGGAUAUGAUUGUGAAUGUGCUGAAGGCUUCAUGGGUCUACUGUGUGAGGAGAACAUCAAUGACUGCGUACCAGAGCCGUGCCACCAUGGUGUGUGUAAAGACGGCAUUGCCACCUUCUCCUGUGAGUGCGAUCCCGGAUACGUGGGCUCCAUCUGUAACAUCCAGGUCCAGGAGUGCCACAGCAACCCAUGUCAGAACCGAGGGCGCUGCGUUGACCUGGUCAAUGCGUACCAGUGUAACUGCUCACCGGGAACCACAGGGGUGAACUGUGAGAUCAAUGAGGACGACUGUGCCAGCAACCCCUGUAAGUCUGGAGUGUGCCACGAUGGAAUCAACGAGUACAAGUGUGUGUGCCCCUCCGGAUACACAGGACAUAAAUGUGACCUGGAGAUCAACGAGUGUAACUCAAACCCGUGUAUGAGUGGGGGGACAUGCGUGGACAAGGUCAACGGGUUCCACUGCGUGUGCCCCCCCAAUACCCACAGCCCCUUGUGCCUCUCUGGGACCGACCAUUGUGCUCCUCAGCCCUGUGCGCACGGAGAGUGUGUUGAACAGCAACACGGAUACCAUUGUGAGUGUGAAGCUGGCUGGGUGGGAGAACACUGUGAGCAGGAAAAGGACGAGUGCCAGCCAAAUCCGUGCCAUAACGACGGCACCUGUGUGGACGGACACAAGGGAUUCACGUGCAUGUGCCACCCUGGAUUCGGAGGUGCAAACUGUGAGAAGAACAUCGAUGAAUGUGCAUCCGGGCCCUGUAAGAACCAAGGCAUUUGUAUCGAUGGAGUCAACAGUUAUGCCUGCCAGUGUAGUCCGGCAUACACAGGCAAACACUGUGAGAUGGAACAGGCUCCCUGCGACCCUAAUCCAUGUGAGAGGGGAGGGGUGUGCCAUCCAUCUGCAGACUACACCUCUUACACCUGCCGAUGCCCUGCUGGCUGGGAAGGUACACGCUGCAAGGACGAUGUGAAUGAAUGCAAAAUGAACCCGUGCAAAAAUGGCGGUAACUGCGUGAACAACCAGGGCAGCUACACGUGUAAAUGUCUUCCGGGAUACAGCGGACACAACUGUCAGAUAGACAUUGACGACUGUUCACCAAACCCGUGCCUGAAUGGAGGCUCUUGUGUGGACGAUGUCGGGAGUUUCUCUUGUGACUGCCGCCCGGGCUUUGAAGGGGAGCGGUGUGAGACGGAGGUGGACGAGUGUGCCAGCCAGCCCUGCAGGAACGGUGCCAUCUGCCGGGACUAUGUCAACAGUUUUGUGUGCGAGUGCCGACCGGGCUUUGAUGGAAUCUUGUGUGAACACAACAUCCUUGAAUGUACUGAGAGUUCCUGUCUGAAUAAUGGGACUUGCAUAGAUGACAUCAACCACUUCUCCUGCCGAUGCCGCCCUGGCUUUUACGGGACGUUCUGUGAGUUCGAGCAGAAUGAGUGCGACUCUCAGCCGUGUAAGAAUGGAGGCACCUGCACUGAUGGCCUUGGAACGUACCGCUGCACCUGUCCCGUGGGAUACAAUGGGCAGAACUGCCAGACCAUGGUGAACCUUUGCAGCCAGGUGCGCUGUCACAACAGCGGCACCUGCUCACAGACAUCCAAGACCUGGACCUGCCACUGUCAGAUGGGGUGGAGUGGACUCUACUGCGAUGUCCCCAACAUGUCCUGCCAGGACUUUGCUGCCAGGAAUGAUCUUGAAGUUGAAAAUGUGUGCAAGAACGCCGGGCGGUGCGAGAAUGUGGGUAAUGCUCACCGGUGUCAGUGCCAGCCAGGAUACACGGGCAGCUACUGUGCUGAGAUGGUCGAUGAGUGCCAGUCAAACCCUUGUCGGAACGGAGCUACAUGCAAGGACUACCAGGGCACAUAUGAGUGUAUAUGUAAACCCGGCUACCAGGGCGUGAACUGUGAAUAUGAUGUUGAUGAAUGCCACUCUCGUCCCUGCCUGCACGGAGGGACAUGUAUCAACCUCAUCAAUCGCUUCACCUGCGCCUGCCCACCUGGAACGCAUGGGAUCGUGUGCGAGGUGAACGUGGACGACUGCGCCCCCAAGCCUGGCUCCUUUGAACCUCGCUGUCUGAAUCGAGGACAGUGUGUGGACGGUGUGGGCCGCUACACAUGCUCCUGCCCUCCAGGAUUCGUUGGAGAGCACUGCGAGGGGGAUCUCAAUGAAUGCCUGUCCGCGCCCUGCCACGCCCCCGGCAGCCUGGACUGUGUGGAGCUGGUCAAUGACUACCAGUGUCGCUGUCGCCUUGGAUACACAGGUCGUCAUUGUGAGUCCAUGGUGGAUCUUUGUCUGUCCAAGCCGUGCCACAACGGCGGCUUCUGCUCUAUGAACAUGAGCUCAGUACAUGGCUACACCUGCUCCUGUGUUUCCGGCUUCACUGGGUUCAACUGUGGCGAAAUGGAGGGCUACAGCUGUACAAAGCUACGUUGCCAGAACGGUGGGAGUUGUUUGGAGUCACCCAGGGGCCACCUGUACUGCCAGUGCCAGGACGGCUUCAGCGGACCCCACUGUGAGAACGAACAGAGGUGUCCAUGGACCUGCCAGCACGGAGGAACCUGCAUCAAAGACCCGGCCAACUCAUUCCACUACAAAUGCCAGUGUCCAAUGUACGUCACUGGACGAUACUGCGAGAACAAACCCAGCGUGCUAGGCACACCGAUCUGCCCCUAUGUGCAGUGUGCACACAAACGAGGGGAUAGCGUGUGUGACGGCCAUUGUAACAACCAUGAAUGUCAGUGGGACGGAGGCGACUGCUCGCUCAAGUGGCCGCAGCCUUGGGAAAACUGCACCGCCAGUAUUCCCUGCUGGGAUCUCUUCAAGAAUGGAAAAUGUGACAAGGCGUGCAACAACGCUGGGUGCCUCUUUGACGGCUUUGAUUGCAUGAAAACCACACCUACCUGCAAGUAUGACAAGUACUGCGCAGAUCACUUUGGGAACGGUGUCUGUGACAAGAGCUGCCACACAGAGGCUUGCGGCUUUGACGGCCUCGACUGCUCGGCUGACGUUCCCCCUAAAGAUGUGGUUGGAACGCUGGUCGUCGUGGUCCGGCUGCAGCCUAAGGAGCUGCUCGGAGACCUGAAGGGUUUCCUGCGGUCCCUGGGAUCCGUGCUGCACACCAACCUGCGAGUGAAGCUGGAUGACAAUAGGCAGCUGAUGGUGUACUCUUACUAUGGAGAUGUGCACGGACAACUUAAACAGCUGGAGAGGAGAAAGCGGGAGCUGGAGAGGGAGGUUAUUGGAUCUGUGGUGCACCUGGAGCUCGAUAACCGUGAAUGUGUGCAGACCUCCAACAACUGUUUCUCCGACACCAACGAGACCGCCAGGUUCCUUGCAGCGUCUCAAAUCAAGUCUGAUUUCCCUUACCCCCUGGUGUCUGUUGACAGUAAACCGUCAGAUCCACCACGGCCACCGAUUGAGUGGAUCCUGGUCGGAGUGGCAGUGGUUAUUAUCCUGCUCAUCCUGGUGCUGGGGAUGCUGGCCGCCAAGAGGAAGCACAAACACGGUCACCUGUGGCUGCCCGAUGGCUUCUCGGCCAAUAAGAACGAUAAAAGGAGAGAGCCUGUCGGUCAGGAUGACCUUGACAUGAAGAAUUUCAAGACCCCAGAUGGAGCCAUGAUUGAUGGAGGUCAGAGUCAGGGAUGGCUGGAAGAUGAGGUCCCAUCCAAGAAACAAAGAACUGAAGACAAACCCCUGCUGCCCAUUGCUAUGGAUGGAGGUGUUGACCGCAGGGAGUGGACCCUGCAGCAUCGCAAGGCUGCGGACAUCUCCCUCACCCCCCCACAGGCCGACCUGGAUGCUGACUGUCUGGAUGUUAAUGUCAAAGGACCUGACGGCUUUACACCUCUGAUGUUGGCCUCGCUGCGUAACGGCGGAGGCCCUGACUGCAGCCUGCAUGGAGAAGAGGAGGAAGAGAGUGGAGGAGAUGAACCAGGACCCAGUGUGAUUUCAGACCUCAUCUCUCAGGGUGCGUCUUUGAUGGCACAGACCGAUCGCACAGGAGAAACGGCUCUCCACCUGGCUGCCCGCUACGCCCGCGCUGAUGCUGCUAAGAGACUGCUGGACGCUGGAGCCGAUCCCAAUGCGCACGACAACAUGGGCCGAACGCCACUGCACGCUGCUGUGGCGGCUGAUGCCCAGGGAGUCUUUCAGAUUUUGAUUCGUAACCGUGCAACAGAACUAGAUUCCCGGAUGAAUGACGGCACUACUCCCCUGGUGCUGGCAGCAAGGCUGGCUGUGGAGGGCAUGGUGGAAGAGCUGAUCCACUGCCACGCUGACAUCAAUGCUGUGGAUGACCACGGCAAAUCCGCUCUGCACUGGGCAGCUGCAGUUAAUAAUGUGGAGGCCACUCUGGUGCUUUUGAAGAAUGGAGCCAACCGUGACAUGCAAGACAAUAAGGAGGAGACGCCACUCUUUCUGGCAGCCAGAGAGGGCAGCUUUGAGGCGGCUCAGGUUCUCCUCGACCAUUACUCCAACCGGGACAUCACCGACCACCUGGACAGGCUGCCCCGCGACACAGCUCAAGAGCGCAUGCAUCACGACAUCGUGCGUCUGCUGGACCAGUACAACCUGGUUCACAGCCCACACAACGGCCCUAACCACAUGGGCGGAGGAAACUCCUCGGUGAUGUGCGGGGCCAACGGAGCCGGCUAUAUCGGCAUGCGCCCCGGGCCGCAGGGGAAGAAGAACAGGAGGGGUGGAGGUGGAGCAAAGGUGGGGGGUGCAGCUGGCAAUGCUAAGGAGCUAAAAGACAUGAAAGCAAAGAGAAGAAAGAAGCCGGCCGGAGGAGAGGCGCCAGCUGCAGGGGCUGGAGCGGGGGGAGGAACAGCGGGAGGAACAGCGGGAGGGAAUGCAAACGGCGUUAAGGCAGCAGGACUUCCAGAGAGCUCCGUCACCAUGUCACCCGUCGACUCCCUGGAAUCACCGCACUCAUACACGGGAGACGUAUCCGGCGCCGUCUCCACCACAGCCAACUCCCCACCCCUCCUGAGCAGCCCCACCUCCAGACCCAUGCUGCCCCCCGUCAGCCACAUGCUGGGCCAGCAGCAGAGCUGGGUGCCCAUGACCAAGCACGGCUACAGCGGCCACAUGUUCGGCCUGGUGCCGCACCAGAUGGGGGGGUCACACUCCGGCCUGGGCCAACACCACGGCCAGGGCGCCAUGCUGACUCCCAUGAAUGUCACCAUGAGCAGGGAGCAGCUGCCGCCCAUCGUCACGUUCCAGAUGAUGGCGCCCGGGGGAGGCCAGGCCAUGCUGAAGCAGCCUCAGCAGGGGCCGGUCCCUCAGUCCCAGGGGCCGAACCAGAGCCAGGCUCACUCCCAGCAGGGGCCAGGCCAGAUGCGGUGCUCCCAGGGCCUCAUGUACCAGAUGCCCGAGCAGAUGAGCAUGGGCCACGGGAUGUCCCACGCCAUGCAGCACCCCCACACCGUUGGCCAUGGGGGCCACGGGGGGAUUGAGGGCCAGUCACGGCAGCUGCCCUCCUAUCCACCCAUGCAGAGCCCUGUGGAUAAAUACCCCACUCCCCCCUCCCAGCACAGUUUCACCACCACCGGCUCGGAGGGCACCACCCCCGGCCACUCCGCCCACCCGCCCAGCGAGCACCCGUAUCUCACGCCGUCGCCCGAGUCCCCAGACCCCUGGUCGUCCUCUUCGCCGCACUCCAACUCGGACUGGUCUGAUGUCACCACCAGCCCCACCCCUCUGGGGAACCCCCACCACGCACUGCCGUCUUCACACCGCACACACAUUCCAGAGCAGGCGCAGCUGCAGCCGCAGUCGCAGCAGAUGCAGCCGGCCGGCCAGCAGCCGCAGCACGGCAACAUGCAGGUGUUUGCGUAGGCCGGUCGGAGGGAAGCAUAGACAGACUGACUUUGGGGGGGGGGGGGUUCUGUGUAUCUCGUACGAUGCUUUUCUUACGUCUCGUUAAUUCUGUUUUUCAUUAUAAUAAUCUCCCCCUUUAUGUUUUCUUCUCCUCUUUGCACUUAAGAAAACUGUUGUAUAGUUUCUAAAUUGAGUAUUAUCAGCUAGAUGUCACAAGUUCUCAAUACCAAAAAGCAUGCCGUUAGCUGUCUCUACUUCCUGUGAUCCCAGCCGAGCAUCCUCUGCUCUCUGCUGGCCAAGUCAAGACUUUUCUUUUGGGCUUUUCGCACCCAAACACAAACUGUUUAUCGAGGGAUCAACGAGGAAGUGCCGACCAGAUGGCGACCGGCUUUUAUUGCUUCAGAGAAACAGACUGUUGAGAUGACACUGAGACGUGGCAGAGGACAGUCUGAACUGAAACUGUCUGCUUUGGAGGUCAUUUUCUUUCCGCUGUACGCUAUCCUAAUGUGUUGUUUAAUGUGAUAAGCCUGUCAAUACUAACUCAUCGUCGCAACCCUUGACACAUACGAUGACUCAGUUGAUGCUUUAACUCAGCAAAACUACCUAGUUGUUGCUUCUUCUUUUUGUUAGAUCAUGCAUUGUUUAAAUGUGCUAAAGGGGGAAUUUUAUAAAUGUUGCAUUACUAAAAAGACAAACAUCACAUAAAUUACAGAUUAUGUAUAAAUGCACACGGAUGCAUCUUGUUACUAAAUGGCUCUACACGCUAACGACUUACAUGUUUUUUUACUCCAUUGAUGAUAGAAGUGUUUUCCAUCAAAUGUCUAAACACACAGAAGGUUUAAUAAAUGCAGACCAGUGUAUGUUGUAAAGGUAGUUACUGUUACAGAAAUGCAAAAGAGUUGAUUUGAAAACCAAAUCAGAGUCGAUGUGGAUGCAGUUAUAUCAUGUCUUGCUACAGAUGGUGCCACUAUAUCUCAUGUGUUGUUGAGGGAUUAAUUAAGCUUGACAAACUUUAUGCAAAAACAUACAGUAGUUGUAGUAUGUUAUGUGAUGAAAUGUACAUAGACUUACAGCACAUUCUGCUUGUUAUUACUGAGUUCGGUUUUGCAAAGACAUGUUGUUAAAAUGUUUUUUUAUAUGAAAUCUGUUCGCACUUCUCGAAUGAUUCUGAAUGUUACAGAGGUGCACGUUUUUAUCUUUAAACCGCCUCCUUGCUAAAUGUUUUUCUCUCUUCCCAAAUCAUUUAACCAGUUUUGCCUUUUUGCUUAACUACAAUCAGUGUAUCUCUGCACCUUUUUAAUUGUAAUGAUUCAUAAACCAAGUCAGGAGGGGAGUAAGGUGUGUUAAAGUAUUUUUGUUUUUGUCUUCCUUCUUAACGUUGAUCAUGGUGUGACUGCUCUGUAAACGCAGACAAUCAUUCACUGUUUUUUUUUUUUUUUAAACCUUAAAAAAAAAGGAACAUCAGUGUCUUUUAAGACCAAGUUAUUCUUAUUUUUUUUACAAAUAAAUGUCCAAAUUUGUAUUAGUAGUUGCCUUUGUUUCGGCUAUUUUUGUGAUUUGUAAAAGACAAUAGUUAGACGAGUAGCAUUCACAUCCAUUACCAAGAAAUUAUGUUUUAAUUACUACUGCAAGUGUCUGUGUAAGCAAACCAAAAUGUCCAUCAUAUACCCACUAACUCACAUGCAAAUCAGGGUCUUUUAAUCUGUCCCUGAAGUUUCACAAAACACAUGUACUGUACAUUCAAGUGUCAUCCAGCAUUUUUAUACGAAUUGAGCAUCUCAGUUCCCGUUCAUAUGCAAACCCAUGCCUCUAUUUUCUGUAUAUAAAAUGUUCUUUUUUUAUUGUACUUUCCUCUGUUAACCAAAUAGCCUAUAAUAUACAUGCCAUAUGAAGUAGUUGUUUGUUUAAGGUAGAAGAACUAAUGAAAAAACAAGUUGUCCUUUUGUCAAAGAAACCAAAUGAUCAACCAAAUAUGCUUACUGAAAUAAAGCCCAGAUCUUCAUAGA
Messenger RNA from Eleginops maclovinus (Patagonian blennie), 9744 nucleotides. It is a transcript of the gene notch2, whose product is annotated as notch receptor 2. Gene Ontology annotation, molecular function: Notch binding; calcium ion binding; signaling receptor activity. Gene Ontology annotation, biological process: regulation of developmental process; cell differentiation; multicellular organism development. Gene Ontology annotation, cellular component: membrane; signaling receptor complex. The record is from RefSeq and is a predicted model, not a curated record. NCBI's taxonomy places the organism in Eukaryota, Metazoa, Chordata, Actinopteri, Perciformes, Eleginopidae.